Messenger RNA from Parastagonospora nodorum SN15, 636 nucleotides. RefSeq lists its product as hypothetical. The coding region runs from base 1 to 636 and encodes 211 amino acids. Lineage: Eukaryota; Fungi; Ascomycota; Dothideomycetes; Pleosporales; Phaeosphaeriaceae. The record is from RefSeq and is a predicted model, not a curated record. The transcript has 2 exons.
AUGGCUGCCAAUGGGAGCACGACGCCUGCGCUGACGGACUUAAAUCGCGCUCAAAGCAUUAGGCAAGACGCAGAAAGACAGCGCAAGAUACAGGAGCAGACUCAGGCUUUACUGAUAGAUGAAAUGUAUGCCUCAGAAGAGACAGAGCAAAGAGGUGACGAUGCAGUCGAGAUGGGCAGACAAGCUUGCUUGGCAUUAAGCGAACAAAUGUAUGCCAUGCUGCCUAUGGAGUUAAGAGAUAUGAUCUAUGGUUGGAUCAUUGGAAUGCCCGGCGAACAUGAGCGUAUCCUCGGGGCGGAGCUCAAGAAAGAUCAGGGAACACUGGUUCGUAAAAAUAUUACCUACGACAACGCCCGGUUAUGGCAGGAACGCUUCUCGUAUCCAUUCAGCUUGCGCUGGUGGUGCGACAGCUAUAUGGGCAAAGCCGUCGCUCUCGAACUCGUCGAACGCUGGUACACAACACGGAAGUUCACCAUCUCAAGAGAAUUCGGCGCACUCAAAACAUUUCUCAACCACGAUCCAUUUCAGAAGAAUAUCCAGCCGAGCGUCUUCAUACAGCACCUCACCCUUGAGAUUUGGCCAGGAUGGUCUGGCCAAAUACGGUCGCGAAGCAUUUAUCAAAAUUGCUCCAGCUGA